Molecule: messenger RNA, 316 nt
Organism: Cantharellus anzutake
Lineage: Eukaryota; Fungi; Basidiomycota; Agaricomycetes; Cantharellales; Hydnaceae
Exons: 1
Coding region: 17-187 (56 amino acids)
Source: RefSeq, a predicted model, not a curated record
CCCAUUCACCUCCAUGAUGCCAAGCAUGGCCUAUGACCUCUAUAACCAGGUUGCACUUAACAUUAUGGGACGAAUGAACCAGAUUGAGGAGAUUUUGGCCAUUGAACACUUGGAUCAUGUAGACAACCUACACGAAGUGCUCACAUGCCUCUGUGACAAACUCAAUGUGAGUCCAUUGCCAUUUUGAGAGCAUUUUCACAAAAUUCCAUAGACAAUGGACCAUCUCCUUGGUCCCUGCAAUCAACAUGAGGAUGAGGGUGCGAGUGAGCAAGAUGCACACGAGGACCAGCCCAGCACAAGUCAUGCCCAACAGCCA